AUGCUGGAUGAUUAUGCUGGACUCGGCCCUCUUCCACAAAACAUGGCAUUUAUCAAGCCAAGAGAUCUUGGUGGCAAGAUUUUGAGGAAGAAGGAAUGUCUACCAUCACCACCAAGCUAUGUUAGAUUAUCUAGAACCGACGACAACGACAACGACAACGAAGAUCAUCAGAGAGACGAUAGCAAUGAAGGAGGAACCCCCAAAGGCCAUGUUCCGGUCAUGGUCGGCAUGGAGGAGAAGGAUGUCAAGCGAUUUGUGGUUCCGACUCGGUUUAUGAAGGAUCCUUCCAUUGUUACGUUGCUUCAAUUAUCUGCCGAUGUGUUUGGUUAUGAUCAUCAAGGGGUGUUACGGUUUCCUUGCCACCCUGAAAAUUUUCAAAAAAUUAUAGAUAAGCUAUAUAAGAAAAGAUAG
Molecule: messenger RNA, 411 nt
Organism: Chenopodium quinoa (quinoa)
Lineage: Eukaryota; Viridiplantae; Streptophyta; Magnoliopsida; Caryophyllales; Amaranthaceae
Product: auxin-induced protein X15-like
Exons: 1
Coding region: 1-411 (136 amino acids)
Biological process (GO): response to auxin
Source: RefSeq, a predicted model, not a curated record